AUGUCCUAUCAGCAGCAGCCGCCGCCUCAAGGAUAUCCCCAGCCGGCAUACGGUGGUUACCAGCAGCCUCAGGGCUACCCCCCGCAGGGCUUUGACCCCAACUACCCGCAGCAAGGAUACCAGCAGCCAGCAUACCAGCAGCCGGUUAGUGUUGACCUCAGCAACAAACGCAUCACACCAUACUUACUGAUUCAUAGAUGGGUUACCCAAAUCAAGGUGGUCCAGCCCCAGCUCCAGCACCAGAGCAGAAGGAAGAUAAGGGAUGUCUCUCGAGUUGUCUCGCUACGCUGUGUUGUUGCUUCGUAUGUGCCGAAUGCUGCGACUGCUGCACCGACUGCUGCGAGAUGUGCUGCUAAGCUCUAUGAUCAAUGA
Messenger RNA from Penicillium vulpinum, 372 nucleotides. RefSeq lists its product as uncharacterized. Bases 1 to 372 code for a protein of 123 amino acids. Lineage: Eukaryota; Fungi; Ascomycota; Eurotiomycetes; Eurotiales; Aspergillaceae. The transcript has 3 exons. The record is from RefSeq and is a predicted model, not a curated record.